CUCGCGGUCGCUGCGGGUUCACUCGCUGCACGAUGGCGGAGGGAGGCGGACCCGAGUCGGGUAACGCUUCGGACCCUGACGAGAAGCCGGUGAUCGCACAGACACCAGUACCGUCCACCGAAAGUCAAAAGCAGAGCAUCGGCACACUGCUGAAGACGCCACUUCGAAAGGGAGAUGAGUGGUAUUUGAUUGACAGCCGGUGGUUCAAACAGUGGAAGAAAUAUGUGGGCUUUGACAGCUGGGAUUUGUACAAUGUUGGAGAGCACAAUCUGUACCCGGGACCCAUUGACAACUCUGGACUCUUUUCAGAUCACAAGUCCCAGACAUUGAAAGAGCAUCUCAUAGAUGAGUUAGACUAUGUUUUAGUUCCUACAGAGGCCUGGAAUAAGCUGGUCAGCUGGUAUGGCUGUCUGGAGGGUCAGAAACCCAUCAUCAGAAAGGUUGUUGAACAUGGAAUGUUUGUGAAGCACUGUAAAGUGGAAGUGUAUUUGCUUGAGUUGAACCUGUGCGAUAAUGACAACAUGGACAAAGUUGUUACCCGCCAUUUCAGCAAAGCUGACACUAUAGAUACUAUUGAAAAGGAAAUGAGGUCUUUAUUCGAUAUCCCAUCUGAAAAGGAAACUCGACUUUGGAAUAAAUAUAUGAGUAACACUUACGAACAACUUAACAAGCUUGACAGCACUGUACAGGACGCAGGGCUUUUUCAGGGCCAGGUUCUUGUUAUUGAGAAGAAGAAUGAGGAUGGCACAUGGCCCAGACAGACCUGCCAUUCCAAGUCCAGUACUUCCACCUCUCGGAAUUAUACAACCUCCCCAAAACUCUCUUCUAACUCAUCUGCCACCAUAUCCUCCACAAUAACAAACGGGGAUAGCAAUAGCAACUCUGGCUACAUGCUGAACAACAGUACUUCUGGUAACAGACUGGGAAGUUACAACUCCUACAGCUCCUCUUACAGUUACAGAGAAUCUUCCGCUCAGGAAGGCCUCUGUGGUCUGAGCAACCUGGGCAACACCUGCUUCAUGAACUCUGCUCUCCAGUGCCUGAGCAACACUCCCCCUCUAACGGAAUAUUUCUUGGAAGACCGGUAUGAAGCUGAGAUCAACCGGGAAAAUCCAUUAGGGAUGCGAGGGGAGAUUGCAGAGGCCUACGCGGAUCUGGUCAAACAGAUGUGGCUUAGUCGGAGCAGUUAUGUGGCUCCACGCACUUUUAAAACCCAGGUGGGCCGGUUUGCCCCGCAGUUCUCAGGGUACCAGCAACAAGACUCUCAGGAGCUGUUGGCCUUUCUGCUGGACGGCCUACAUGAGGACGUUAACCGUGUUAAGAAGAAGCCUUAUCUGGCCCUGAGAGAUGCCGAGGGACGGCCUGAUGAGAUUGUAGCCAAGGAAGCAUGGGCGAAUCACCGGUUGCGGAACGAUUCUGUAAUCGUGGACAUCUUCCAUGGCUUGUUCAAAUCUACGCUGGUUUGCCCAGAAUGCUCCAAAGUUUCCGUUACCUUUGACCCCUUCUGCUACCUCACACUGCCCCUGCCCAUGAAAAAGGAUCGCACUAUGGAGGUGUUCCUGGUCCGCACUGACCCGCAGUUUAGACCCAUGCAAUAUCGUGUAGUUGUUCCCAAAAUGGGUGUAGUGGCAGACCUGUGCAGCGCUUUGGCCAAGCUAUCUGGAGUUCCUUCAGAGAAUAUGGUUGUGGCAGAUGUUUACAAUCACAGAUUCCACAAAAUCUACAAACGGGAUGACGGUCUCAAUCAAAUCUUGGAGAAGGAUGACAUUUUUGUUUAUGAGGUGUUAGAGGAAGAUAGUGAGAAGAUGAACCUGCCAGUGUACUUCAGAGAGAGGCAUGCUAAGCACAGCGGAGGCGCUUCGGGCACAAUGCUUUUCGGCCAGCCUCUCCUCAUCACUGUCCCACGCCACAACCUUACUGUGGAUACCCUCUAUGAGCGCGUGCUGGAGAGGAUCGGGCGCUAUGUUAAACGUUCACAGGGUACCAUUACUGACAGUAGAGCAUCUGCCUCGGCCACUUCCUCUAGCAGCAGCCAAUCACCAGAAUGCCUAGCUUCAGUUUCCAGUCAUAUCACUGGCCUGAGUGACUGCAGCAGCCCAGUUUCAGAUGGAGCUUCCUGCAGCGCUGGAUCCAACAACAGCAACCACUCUGGAACCUGCAACGGCCCCAAUGGAAUUUGUGAUGGUGAUGAGGAAGCCAUGGAUCACCAGGAGAGUCCAGAACCAGAGAACAGCCAUUCUGACACUGUAGAUGGAGAGGAGGAAGCAGAACCAGAACCAGAGAAUGGGCCCAAUAGCAGUGGUGGAAAAUCUUUUACUUCUCGGCCAAAACUCUUUUCUUUCAGCAUGGUCAACUCCUACGGCACAGCCAACAUUAGUUCUGUCCCAUUUGAUGGCAAUCUCCUAAAGCUCACAACUCACUCUACAGUAGCCAUGGAUUGGGACUCAGACACAAAGAAAUUGUGCUACGACGACCAGGAGGCUGAGGCCUAUGACAAACAUGAGAGCAUGCUACAUGCUCAGAAGAAGAAGACUACAGUAGCUUUACGAGAAUGCAUUGAGCUCUUUACUACAAUGGAGACCCUAGGAGAACACGACCCCUGGUACUGCCCCACGUGUAAGAAACACCAGCAGGCCACAAAGAAGUUUGACCUAUGGUCUCUCCCACGCAUUCUGGUCGUGCAUCUGAAGCGCUUCUCUUACAACCGCUGCUGGAGAGACAAGCUCGACACAGUCGUAGACUUUCCAAUUAGGGACUUGAACAUGUCAGAGUUUGUUUGUGACCCCAAAGCUGACCCAUAUGUCUAUGACCUCAUUGCUGUUUCCAACCAUUAUGGAGGAAUGGGCGGAGGCCACUACACGGCAUACAGCAAGAACAAGAUGGAUGGAAAAUGGUAUUACUUUGACGACAGCAGUGUGUCGUCUUCAACUGAGGAUCAGAUUGUGACUAAAGCAGCCUAUGUGCUCUUUUACCAACGCAGAGAUGCAGACACGCCGUCCAAAUCCACCCCCUCCGCAUCACCAGGUGGCGCUCCAGAGACCCUGGAUGACCACAUGGACACCAACUGAGUUUCUUUUAGUCUUUCGAUGACUGGCACUGAAACAAAAACGACAUAAAGAUGAAAUCAUCAAUGCAUCAACGCACAUCCCUGGCUACUUCAGUGACUAUUAAAGGCUCACAAACAGGCCCUUUGUUUUUAGCUUUAUUUUAAUUUUUUCUUUCUUUCACACAUGCGUCUUUAUCAAGAGCCAAAAAAAGAAUAUUAAUAAUAAAUAAAGAGAAUUUUAGUUUGAAGCGUGACAUGAAAGACUUUAUUCUUGGACCUUGAUG
Molecule: messenger RNA, 3330 nt
Organism: Sinocyclocheilus rhinocerous
Lineage: Eukaryota; Metazoa; Chordata; Actinopteri; Cypriniformes; Cyprinidae
Gene: usp4
Product: ubiquitin specific peptidase 4 (proto-oncogene)
Exons: 22
Coding region: 33-3068 (1011 amino acids)
Biological process (GO): protein deubiquitination
Cellular component (GO): nucleus
Molecular function (GO): cysteine-type deubiquitinase activity
Source: RefSeq, a predicted model, not a curated record